AUGUCAGGAGUUCUUCAGAAUUUACGGGUUCGAAUUAUCUCGAAAAUUAUUUUUUGUCGAUUAGGAACCAGCUCAAUCCAGUCGUCGAAAAAAUUUGGGAAAAAACUACGUCAAAAGAAAACCACCAAAUUCGGUCUCCCUGUCCAAUUUCACGAACAAGUUCAGAAAUGGCAAAAGUUGAUUCAAAUUGAAAUUGAGGCGAAAUGUAAACAGUUAGAAGAAGCCAUAGCACAAGGAACUAGUUGGGAAAUUCUCGAAGAACGGAACAUGUGCGUGGCAAAUCUUAUAGUUACUGAAGACCAAACGAGUCCAGUUCUUGGGCGUUAUUUGUGCUUUAACGCUGAUCCGACGAGAACUCGAUUUUUGAAACCAGGAAUGCCAGUAACGUUAGGAAUUAUCAAAGAAAAUGCGAACCUCAAAAUAUUCGAUGACGGAUUUGUGAUCGAUCCGAUUGAAAAUCAAAUAGCUAUAAAGCUUAAAUCAGUAUCGUCGGUUCCGGAAAAUGCAAAAUUCGUGAUAUUGCCGUCAAAGGACACCGGCGUGAUGCAGAAUCUGCUAGCAAUUCUCAAGAAAAAUGAGCAUUAUCAAAAUGCGAGUGCUCAUCUCGUAAAUCUAGCAUUUCGCGGGGCAACGAUGCCAUCAAUACACGACCGAAAGAUGACAAAUUUGAACGAAAAUCUGAACCAAAGUCAAGUUGCUGCGAUUUCGGCUUCGCUAAAUGAUCGCCGUCCGUUUUUGUGUAUUCAAGGACCACCGGGAACUGGAAAAACGCGAACCAUUGCUGAAAUUGUUCGGCUUUUAAUAAAUAAAAAUAAGAAGGUUUUGGUAUGUGGUCCAACCCAUAUUGCAGUUGCCAAUGUAAUGAAAGCUACAAUUAGAAGUAUUCAACAAACUCCCGAUGGAAAAGCUUCUCCAGAAGCGCUUGCUCGUGGAACUGACAAAGAUCAAGAUCUCAUAGACCAUCCAGACUUUCCAAAACUUGAAAAUCUCAACAGGGAAUUGAAUCGCAAUUUAACCAAUAAGUCAUUAGAAAGUGCGCUAAACAAUUUGAAAUACAAAAUGUUUUGUGAAAUUUAUGGAAACAAGCGCGGAAUUUUCUCAACAAUCUCAGCUUCAUUCAUUCCAUGGCUUAUUAAUUUGAAUUGGUUUCCGGAUGUGCUGAUUGUUGAUGAAGCUGCGCAAUGCAUUGAACCCGCGAUUUGGUCAUUAGUGUUGAGCACGGUGAAAUGCAAAAGACUUAUCCUCGUCGGAGAUCCUCAGCAAUUGCCUCCAAUUGUUGUGUCGGAAGAAGCCAAAAAUGGCAAUCUUCAUGUUUCACUUAUGGAAAGGAUGAUGAAAGAAUUUGCGAAUAGCAAUAUAAGUGUAUUACUUAAAGAGCAAUAUAGAAUGAAUUGUAAAAUAAUGAGUUGGUCCAAUGAAAAUUUCUACAAUUCGCAAUUGAUCGCACACGAAUCGGUCGCUAAUAUCACGUUGAGUGACUUGUAUCCUGAUUUGAAAUCCAACCAAAUUUUGAAUUCUCCCUUAUUAAUGGUGAAUACAGAAAAUCUCGAAAAUCGAUCAAAAGAAGGAAGAAAUCAACAUUCAAUAGUAAAUAUUGAUGAAGCUCGAAUUGUGUCAGAAUAUGUGCAUUCUCUCGUUCGAAACCACAACGUCGAAGUUGAAGAUAUCGCAAUUAUUGCUCCAUAUUAUGCACAAGUAGAGCAUCUUCGAGGCAUUAUUCGAAUUCGAAAUCUGCAUAUUAACACAGUUGAUGCAUUUCAAGGCCAUGAGAAGCAAAUUGUCAUUUUCUGUCUUGUCAGAGAUAAUCCUAGGGAACUAAUCGGUUUCCUUCGAGAUUCACGACGUCUUAAUGUCGCAAUUACACGAGCAAAACGACAAUUUGUUCUAAUUGGAAGUGCAAAAAUGAUGAAAAAGGAUCCAUAUUUAAGAUCACUACUGAAUUACUUUAAAGAAGGAAAUGUGAUUUUCGAUAUCAAAUCAAUAGGAAUUCAAUAA
This is a messenger RNA of Caenorhabditis bovis, 1995 nucleotides long. Lineage: Eukaryota; Metazoa; Nematoda; Chromadorea; Rhabditida; Rhabditidae. The record is from the annotation of a GenBank genome assembly.